GUUAUUCCUGGUGUCUUGACGUUGGACCCGAGGUGCACGUCGCAGCGAGAGCGUCGAGGAAUAUUCGCUAAUCUUGGGAAUAUUAAAACCGUGGAUAUUUUUGGAAAUCAUGCAGAAAUCUUGAAAUGAGAGUGUGAAAUGGUAUCACUAUCGAGAGUGAGGAUAACUAUCACCGCUCCGUUGAUGAAUACGAGCAGAACGGGUCUCAGGGGUAGCUGCUGCUGCAUUCAUAAACACUUCUUUAGGACUCACAACAACCCCUGAGCUUUGUUUUGGGGUUACAAAACAACACAUAUUCCUGUUGUGCACGUGGGUUGACAAUGGCUGAAAAAGGUAAAAUGAAUGUAGAGCAUCUCAGCGGAGUUGCCAGGCUCCGAGAAGAACACAAGAAGGUGGUGAAAGACUGUGAAAGUCGGAUACAGCACUGGAAGAAGGUGUCAGGUGACUAUGAAGCCUUGAAUGACCGCCUUCAAACUCUUCCAGAUCAACUGUCUUAUGACAUCAUGGUGCCGUUUGGCCCUUUGGCUUUCAUGCCUGGGAAGCUGGUGCACACCAAUGAGGUCACAGCGUUGCUCGGUGACAACUGGUUCGCCAAGUGCUCUGCCAAGCAGGCUCAGAAAAUUGUCGAUCACAGGAUGAAAUAUGUGAAGAGAGAACUAGAUGAUCUGUCAAAGACGAUGAAAGACUUUAAAGCCAGAGUUGGGUUUGCAAAGGAUUUGGAAAUCAUCUCAGCCAGUAAAGGGGGCUAUGUUGACAUUAGAGAAGAUGCCGGAAACAAUGAUGCUGUUGUCACCAAAGGAAAGCAAAGAAUAGCUCACAAACCACACUCUAAGCCCAAGAUGGAUGGCGUAUUGGAUCUAAAAGAGGAGGAUGAGGAGAAUGAAGGAGAGGGCAGAGAUGGAGAGAGCCAAAAAGGCGCCAUGACUGAGGAGGAGUUGUGGGCUCGAUUGGAUGAACUCGAGAAACUGGAGGAUCUACUAGAUGAGCAGGACAGAUUAUCUGACAAUGCAGACAUGAAUGGUGAGGACACAUCAUCCAUUUCCUCCGAAGAGGAGAAGGAGGGAGAUGCUGCACCUCCGGUAACUGGACUGAGUCUGAAGCCCAGCUGGACCUCCGUGCCCCACAGUAAAGCGCCACCCAGCGUAGACAGGAGAGUGGAAGAAGACGAUGAGGAAGGCAGCUGUUUGCCUACCAUCUUCUUCUCUCACACAGUUGAACCCAAGAAGGUAAGGAUAAACACAGGAAAAAACACCACAUUGAAGUUCAGUGAAAGGAAAGAGCAGAAGGAACACUCAAAGAGGAAAAAGAAAAAUGGCCACAAUAACGGACACUCCCAUCACGAACUUUACAAAAUCACAACACCAGCAGACAUUUACAGGUUGUUUGUGGAUGUGAAGAACGGGGAACUCAUCCCCAGGAAGUCCAUCCUAAAGUCACGUAGCCGAGAGAACAGCGUGUGCAGCGAUACGAGCGAGAGCAGCGCGGCCGACUUUGAAGAGCGCCGGACGAUUGGACGCAGCUUCAGUCACGAUGAGGCGACGCACAGCGACACCAGUGACGGCAUUACGGAGGAAGACAGCCCCACAGCGGUCCCACUUCACCCCGCCAGCCGAUUUGAGGCGUUUUCAGGUACAGUGGUAGAAAAGGACACGAUGCCUUCGGGUGUCCCCCAUCUGACCAUCGCUCAUCCAGCUCUGCCGACUAUACUGGAGAGGAAACAGGAGGAAGUGGCGCCUGACGUCGCCCUGCCCCAGCAAGCCACGAAAAGGGUGUCGAAGUUUAAAGCUGCCAGAUUGCAGCAGAAGUGACUGUUAACAAGCAAAUAUCCAUAUUUCACAAUAACUUGUUUUUUUUUAGAGCCUUCGUUUUCUUUCUACAACUGAUGAACUGGAAAAACUGCAGACCAUUCUCUCCUUUCUUUCACUUCUAACCAUACAGGGUUUCUGUCAUUGAGUAUGACUGUUCAGUAGGAAAAAGCACAGUAGCAACAUUAACAAAGCAGCCUUGUGUGUAACACUGCUUUUUAACACUGGUAAAUGCAGUCUUUUUUUCUUAUCUACUCCUAUGGUAUUUAUCCAUCUUUCUAUGGGGUUUGUUUAAACCGAUUGCUGUCUGUCAUAUAUUUACCUGUCAUCUGCUUAUCUGUUGAUCCAUGCUGUUGCCAGUUUAGAUAAGACUCUAAGCUUUGCCACUUAGGAUGAGUUGCUUUGUUUUGUUUCUUUUUCCAAGUAUUGAUCAUUAAACAGAAUCAGGUGCCCGCUAGCUCUCAUUUUCCCUUCUGUCGACCUGCUUAAUGAAUGUAUGUAUUCCUUUGUGACAAGCUUUAUGUAAAGACAAAAAAAGAAUAUUGAUGGAAACUAAAAGUAAAAUAAAAGAUUUUUGUUAUGA
Messenger RNA from Siniperca chuatsi (mandarin fish), 2388 nucleotides. RefSeq names its product URI1 prefoldin like chaperone (gene uri1). Gene Ontology annotation, biological process: negative regulation of transcription by RNA polymerase II; negative regulation of phosphatase activity. The record is from RefSeq and is a predicted model, not a curated record. Bases 321 to 1808 code for a protein of 495 amino acids. The transcript is spliced from 11 exons. Gene Ontology annotation, molecular function: chromatin binding; transcription corepressor activity; phosphatase inhibitor activity. NCBI's taxonomy places the organism in Eukaryota, Metazoa, Chordata, Actinopteri, Centrarchiformes, Sinipercidae.